AAAAAAAAGUAUUUAUUUAAACAAUAAAAACUAAAUUUACUAAAACUUGUUAACAUAACUUAUAAAUAUAAUAAAUGUGCAUAAAAUACAAAAGCAAUUUGUUGCUGCAUUAAGUUAGUAAACGGAAUGAUAGAGAUGGGAAACUAGCAAAGUACUUGCGUUAUCGAUAACUAAAAGAAAAGAAGAAUUUAUGCAAAAAGCUCUAAUAAGCAAUAUUUAGAAAAAUAGAUAAUGCGUUCUAAAAUUUAUGAAUAAUAGAAAAUAAUAAAUCUUCUAACAUAAGUGCAUUGUGACGGCAUAUGCAAUUAAAAAGGAGAGAGAGAGAGAGAGAGAGAGAGAAAAGAAAAAGAAGAAAAAAUGAUAUAAAAAACAGCGAAUAGUGAAAGCCCAUAACUAAUCUACUUAAAAUCGCAACAAUUAAACAAAUUAAUAAGUUGCAGCUUACAUUAAAUCAAAAAUUAUAACAACAACAACAACCACCUGUCAAUGCCAUUUGUAAAGUAUGCCGUUUAUAGGGCAUAAAAUAAAUAAUUGAUCCUUUUGAAAUCAUUAACGCAUAUUAGUGAUAAUUGAAUCUCAAAAUUCAAAGCUUUUUAUCUAUUACUACGCUACUAUACGCCCCUAAUUUUUAAUUAACAUUAACGUAACGAUGACUGCUCGUAAUCCUCAAACAUUAAUGGCUUUACCUGCAGAAGAGAAUUUUGAUUUCUUAUUCAAGAUCGUAUUAAUCGGCGAUGCUGGUACGGGAAAAACCUGCAUAGUAGAACGUUUCAAAACGGGCAACUUCAUUGAACGCCAAGGUAAUACAAUUGGUGUCGAUUUUUCAAUGAAAACGAUUAACGUCGAAGGCAAAUUAGUUAAAUUGCAAAUUUGGGAUACGGCUGGUCAGGAACGUUUUCGCACUAUAACGCAAAGUUAUUAUCGUUCUGCGAACGGUGUCAUCAUAGUUUACGAUGUAACAAGACGUGAUACCUUCGCAAAUUUACAAAAGUGGAUUGAAGAAGUGCGGCAUUAUACGGCCUCAAAUGUUAUGCUAAUACUUGUGGGCAAUAAAUCAGAUUUAGAAGAAGAACGUGAAGUAGAUUUCGAUGAAGCUCAACAAAUGUGCCAGUAUAUACCUGAAGUACUAUUUGUUAUAGAAACCUCAGCCAAGGAGAAUCUCAAUGUUGAUGAUGCUUUUGUAACGCUAGCUACCGAACUGAAGAGACGUGUCGACAACAGCAUACGCUUAGACGAUAACGAAGAAGCUAUUAAAUUAGGGCAAAGUAAACCAUUAAAUAAUUGUACAAAUUCUUGUAAUUUGACAUAGAAUUUAGAAUUAAUUUUUAAGUCUCGGUUUUGUAUAUUGAAUUGUGAUUUUUUGAACAUUUUUUAUUUAAAUUAAUUUAUAGAAUGUUUUUCUUUUUCGUCUUAAUAAUAGUACAAACAAUUACAAUUUACAUUCAACAAAAACAUUAAGAACAACUCAAGCAUACAAGAAUCUAACGAAAAUGGCGAUAAGACUAAUUUUUGUAAAAAAAGAAAAAACGAAAAAAACAAAAAAAAAAAAAAAUAAGAAAGGAAAAGCAAAUAUAGUAGAUAAACCAAGUCAAUUAAUUUUUGUUAAUUCAAUUUUGUCACCGACAUUACAGCAAAAAAUAAGAGAAACUUUUACGCUGUAAAUACGUAAACGUUUAAACAAAUAUUAAUUAACAAACAUAACAUAAUUA
Molecule: messenger RNA, 1709 nt
Organism: Glossina fuscipes
Lineage: Eukaryota; Metazoa; Arthropoda; Insecta; Diptera; Glossinidae
Gene: Rab19
Product: ras-related protein Rab-43
Exons: 4
Coding region: 650-1309 (219 amino acids)
Molecular function (GO): GTP binding; GTPase activity
Source: RefSeq, a predicted model, not a curated record